Paramecium octaurelia is the source of this 532-nucleotide messenger RNA. The record is from the annotation of a GenBank genome assembly. NCBI's taxonomy places the organism in Eukaryota, Ciliophora, Oligohymenophorea, Peniculida, Parameciidae.
AUGGAGUAUAUUUGGAAUUAAAGUAUUAUAAGACAUCAUUUGGAUGUAGAUAAUGAUAUAGAGGUCAACCCUAUAAACAAAAAUUUGUUUAAAACUCAAAAAGCUAUCAAUAAUAGCAAAGUAAAUUACUUCACCUGUCAAUUUAAAUUGAAUAUCGUUAUUCAAUGGAAAAAUAUAAAUAAUUGGUUGACUGAAAAACAAAAAAAACCAACUGGUAAGUAGUUUAUUGUGAUACAACUUUCAUUUUAUUGCAGAAGCUUGUUUGAUACAGGACUUCCAAACACAGAAAACUUUUAAAAACUUCAUUUGGCUACUCAGGAAAGGAACACUCAACUCGGAAAUUUUAAGUUCAUCACUGAGAGGGAUGUAUAAUAACAAAAAGAAAUUAUUUUUUCUGUGUUGACACCUCAAUUAAUUAGGAGGCUAAAUAAAGUAAUAAUUUGCAUAUAAAAGUAUGAUGAGAAUCAAAGAUGCUUCCAUUGUUAUUAUAUUGUGUAAAAUCAAGUGAAAAUUUCUUUUCUUAUAUGAUGCA